Molecule: messenger RNA, 2975 nt
Organism: Cucurbita pepo subsp. pepo (vegetable marrow)
Lineage: Eukaryota; Viridiplantae; Streptophyta; Magnoliopsida; Cucurbitales; Cucurbitaceae
Source: RefSeq, a predicted model, not a curated record
CGUUUUCGAAGCCCUAGAAAGAUACCCAUUUCUCAUUCCUCCUUUCUUCUCCAUUUUCAUCUGGCUUCCUCUUCCUCCUCCUCCUCCUCCUCCUCCUCCUGUUCCUGAAAUUCUCAUCUCAAAAUGUGAUUCCGAUUGGACUUAUGUUUCUUCACGCUUCGAUUCCAAUUUGUUUCGAUUUUGAAUCUGGAAUUUUCAGGUCUGGAGCCAUUGAAGAGGAAGCCAGAUAGAACACUCGAGGAUCUUCCUUUCAUUUCUUGCGGAUCUCGUAAAUGACGUUUUGAAACGUGUUCAGAUUUCCAUUUUUUUUUUUACUUGAGCGUUAAUUCUUGUUUUCUGGCUUUCUGUGGUUUAUAAUCUCAUGAUUUAUAUUUUGUAUUACGCGAAUUUGAAAUUUCAACGAUAAGAAACAGAGAAAGAAAGGAGGAGGAGAACGGUUUUGAUUUGUGAGUGAUUUCAAUGGGGAAGCCGACGGGAAAGAAGAAGGAAAAUGUCGGGGAUAAGCCCGGAAAUGCUAAUUCUAAGCCUCCCCGGCCUUCCGAUCGGAACUCGAAAGCGUUUGAUGAAGAUACGGCCAUCUUCAUUAACAUGUCCCAAGAACUCAAGGAGGAAGGCAAGCGGCUAUUCCAGAAGCGAGAUCACGAAGGCGCCUUGUUGAAAUACGAGAAAGCUUUAAAGCUUCUACCGAGGAAUCACAUUGAUGUUGCUCAUCUCCAUAGCAACAUGGCUUCCUGUUAUAUGCAAUUAGGGAUGGGCGGGUAUCCACAAGCGAUUAACGAGUGCAAUUUGGCGUUGGAGGCUCAUCCGAGGCACACCAAGGCGCUGCUGAAGAGAGCGAGAUGUUACGAGGCAUUGAAUUGGUUCGAUUUGGCAUUGAAAGACCUGAGUACUGUUUUGAGCUUGGAGACUAAUAAUCUCUCUGCGUUGGAGAUUUUGGAUAGUGUCAAGAACACAAUGAGAGAAAAGGGUGUCAAUAUCGACGAGAAAGAACUCGGUUUAACAACUCUAAAGCUGCCUCCUGCAGCACGUUUUCGUAAGAUUGUCAAGGAGAAACUAAGGAAGAAGAAGAAUAAGAAAGUCGAGGAGAAGGUUGAUCAGGUGCCUCAGGUGCCUCAGGUGUAUCAGGUGACUCAGGUGCCUCAGGUGCCUCAGGUGCAUCAGGUGUAUCAGGUGACUCAGGUGCCUCAGGUUAAUCAGGUGCCUCAGGUGCCUCAGGUUAAUCAGGUGCCUCAGGUUGAUCAGGUUAAUCAGGUGCCUCAGGUUGAUCAGGUUGAAGAUAAGGAAGUUACAACGGUUGAGGAAGAUAAAUUGUUCGUCGAACCGGCCAAGGAAAAGCCAGUCUCGAAGACGGUGAAGCUAGUAUUUGGAGAAGACAUAAGAUGGGCGGAAUUACCUACAAAUUGCAGCAUUAAAUUGGUGAGCAAGAUAGUUCGAGACAGAUUUCACAGCUUAAGGGGUGUUCUUGUGAAGUACAGAGAUCAAGAGGGCGAUUUGAUUACAAUCACUACGACCAAAGAGUUAAGGGCAGUUGAAGCAUCUAGUCACUUACAGGGUUCUCUUAGACUGUACAUCACAGAGGUCAGCCCUGAUCAGGAACCAAGCUACAAGGAAACCGAAAACCAGGAGGCGCUCCCAGAGCUUGAUAAAAGAACAACUACGGUCGAGGACUGGAUAAUCCAGUUUGCACGAUUGUUCAAGAACCAAGUCGGAGUUGAUUCUGAUUCUUACUUGGAUCUUCAUGAGCUUGGAAUGAAACUGUAUUCAGAAGCAAUGGAGGACACCGUAACCGGCGAGAAUGCUCAAGAACUUUUCGACAUUGCAGCUGACAAGUUUCAAGAAAUGGCAGCUCUGGCAUUGUUCAACUGGGGGAAUAUUCACAUGUCCAGAGCAAGGAAGCAGCUGUUCUUCCCAGAAGACGGUUCAAGAGAAGUUUUACUUCUUAGGAUUAAGGAUGCAUAUGAGUGGGCAGAAAAAGAAUACAAGAAGGCCGAAAUUCGAUACGAAGAAGCUCUAAAUGUAAAGCCUGACUUCUAUGAAAGCUUCCUUGCACUUGGGCAGCAGCAAUUUGAGCAAGCUAAGCUUUGCUGGUAUUAUGCAAUGGCGAGCAGAAGCAAAAUCGAUUUAGAGUCGAGCUUUUCCUCGGAGGUCUUGCAGCUUUAUAACAAGGCAGAAGACAGCAUGGAGAAGGGCAUGAUGAUGUGGGAAGAAAUGGAGGAGCAGCGCCUGAAUGGACUCUCCAAAAGUGAUAAAUACAAAUCUGAGUUGGGAAAGAUGGGAUUGGAAAGACUGUACAGUGAGAUACCUGCUGAUGAAGCUGCAGAAUUGGCUUCAAACAUGAGAUCACAGAUAUAUCUUUUAUGGGGCACCAUCCUGUAUGAGCGCUCUGUUGUGGAAUAUAAACUUGAGCUACCAACCUGGGAGGAAUGCUUGGAGGUGUCGGUCGAUAAGUUCGACCUCGCCGGUGCUUCCCAAACUGAUAUUGCAGUUAUGAUAAAGAAUCAUUGUUCCAAUGAAACUGCACAGGAAGGUUUCGGUUUCGGUUUCAAAAUCGACGAGAUCGUACAGGCAUGGAAUGAAAUGUAUGAUGCUAAAAGAUGGCAGUUUGGUGUUCCAUCUUUUCGCCUCGAGCCUUUGUUUCGACGUCGGGUUCCGAAACUUCACUUCACUUUGGAGCAUUUUUGAGUGUUUUGUUGUUGAUGGGAGAUGUUUUGAGGCAUUCAAGUAAUAUUUCAGCUUUGAUUGCUUCAAUUUUCUGGUGUUUUCCUUCCCAUGGACAGAAGAUGUUUCAAGUCGUGGUUUGGUUGUUCGUAGUAAUAUUCCUUCAUUCAAGACAAGAUUGGCGAUCCACCAACAAGAAUUAUUUAGGGCGGAGGAGGAUAUUCUAUAAUUAAUUCAUUCUUUAACGAUAUUGAAUAAACAGAAUCAGUUUGUGAAAUUUGAAAAGCUGUUUUGGAAUGAAUCAUAAAGCAAUCAAA